Molecule: messenger RNA, 1830 nt
Organism: Lolium perenne
Lineage: Eukaryota; Viridiplantae; Streptophyta; Magnoliopsida; Poales; Poaceae
Product: cytosolic sulfotransferase 8-like
Molecular function (GO): sulfotransferase activity
Source: RefSeq, a predicted model, not a curated record
GCAUGGCUGCUCUAGACACGUCUUGCCUGGUCGGGCCUGUAGCGUUCAAGGACCUGAACUGGAAGGACGAUGGCGAGAUGGUGACCGCCCCGCCGGAUGAGAGCGCGGACAUAGUUUCCUCCCUGCCGAGCAAAACAACGGGCCCCAACAUUGAGCUGCGGCAGUACCAGGGUGUGUGGAUGCUGGGCACGGUGCUUCCCGGGCUCAUCUCCCUCCAGCGCCGCUUCAGGUCGCGGCCGGGCGAUGUGCUCCUCGCGAGCCCUGUCAAGUCCGGCACGACCUGGAUCAAGUCGCUCACCUUCGCGACCAUGGCGCGCUCCUCCUACCCGCCCUCCGCCGCCGACCACCCGCUGCGCCGCCUCAACCCGCACGAGUGCGUCCCCUACAUGGAGGAAGUCUUCCUGCACGGCCACGAAGCCAAGCUGGAGGCGCUGCCGUCGCCAAGACUCAUGCACACGCACCUGCACUACUCCCUGCUGCCUCGCUCCCUCUCCAACUCCAAGACCGUAUUUGUCUGCAGGGAGCCCAAGGAUAUGGUUGUCUCCCUGUGGCACUUCCUCAACAGAGCUGGGGUGAACUUCUCCUUCUCGGAGCUGUUCGAGCUGAUAUGCGAUGGCAAGAACCCCAACGGCCCGUUCUGGGAGAACGUCCUGGGAUACUGGAGGGCCAGCAAAGCCAGGCCGGAUGGAGUCCUGUUUCUGAGGUACGAGAAGAUGCUAGUCGAUCCGGUCUGCGCCGUCCGAGACCUCGCGCGGUUCCUUGGGGUGCCAUUCUCGGCUGCCGAGGAGGCGGCGGAGUUGCCCAUGGAGAUCUGCGAGUUGUGCAGCAUCGACACCAUGAGAGGCCUCCAAGGAAACAAAAUAGGAAGCACUGGGGAGUUCAACUUUGCCCACCAAAGCUAUUUCAGGAAAGGGGUCGUGGGGGACUGGGUGAACCAUAUGACGCCUGAGAUGGCCUGCCGCAUGGAUGCCAUUGUCGAGGAAAAGCUCCAGGGAUCGGGGCUCACCUUCACCUCUUGAAGCGUGUAGUAGGCAUAAGUUACUUGUUUUUAUGUCUAUAUUUCGGCCGGGUUUCCUUGUGCGGCCAUGAUCAUAUCCGUCCCUCGAUCUUCUGCAAGUGCAGGACACAUCCACACCGGGAGCGACCUGAAUAAAGGCGGCGGUCCUAGGACCUCUCUUGCGUGAAGAGGAGGACCUACCGGAGGCCUGGACUCGUGAUCUGGCCGGAGUGUUGAGUUCCGGAAGGCUCCACCGAUGAAUGUAACAGUGCUUUUGCCUGGAGUUUGUUGGAUCAGAGGUAUUCGGUCGUGCACACCCAUGUUUUUAUUCCGACCGAUUGGUUCUGGAGGGAGCGGCGCGAAGCUCUUUUUCUUUGAUUGACAUCAAGUGACUAUGGAUCCAUGAUGAAAGUCGGAAGAAGAGAAUUUCAUGAAGGCCGGAGGGGAGGACUAGCUUAGGGAGGUUCAAGUCUUUGUGAUGUUGAGGGACUUGCUUGGUGUUCCGGGCUUCACAGCAGCGGUAUGAAAGUGGGGGCGACAACACAGGUGAAGUGCAGAGUCCUACCUUUCAGGGUGAAAACCCAAGGUCUGGCCUUAAUUGGUUGUGCCUGGCAAUGUCCUUGGUGGAGAUAUUUGUUUUGAGAGCGGGGACUAGUGUGUAAUUCAGGUGUUGUCUUGGCGGUGGAUGUAUUGCUGUUGUUAGGCACGAGAUACUGUAGCGGGACUUUUGUUUCUUAGUUUUCUUUUCUUGUUUUUGGCUGUGUGCAUCCGUAGUGCCAUUAGGGUGGUGCGUUGUUACAGAGGCUGGAUGUAAUUGGUAUCUUCUUGAUAUU